Molecule: messenger RNA, 1179 nt
Organism: Pantherophis guttatus
Lineage: Eukaryota; Metazoa; Chordata; Lepidosauria; Squamata; Colubridae
Product: amine sulfotransferase-like
Molecular function (GO): sulfotransferase activity
Source: RefSeq, a predicted model, not a curated record
UAAGCAUUAAGAAGCUUUCCAAAUAUUUCCAUUCAGUUCAAUCUCCCCACUUUUUUUUCUUAAAAAAUAAACUCCUGGGUGAUUCUUUCUCUCCGCUCUUCAACCAGCCCGUCAUUCAUCAAGCUGAAGAAAUGGAGUCAGUGGAUGAGUCCCUGUAUAAAUACAAAGGACUCUAUUUCAUAACUGACUUGUCCUCACCUGAAAAUUUAGAUUCAUUGGAUAGUUUUGAAAUCCGAGAUGAUGAUAUAUUCAUAAUCACAUAUCCUAAAUCUGGCACAAUAUGGACUCAGAAUAUUGUCAGCUUGAUUCUUUAUGAAGGUCACCGAGAUGGAACUGAAAAUAUUAGCCUGAUUGACCGAGCACCAUGGCUGGAGUAUAAUAUUUUCCAUGUAGAUUUACCUAGUCGCCCAUCACCUCGUGUCAUUUGUUCCCAUCUGCCCUACUAUUUGGUACCCAAAGGAUUACAAAAUAGAAGAGCAAAAAUUAUUUAUGUGCUUAGAAAUCCAAAAGAUGUCUUGGUUUCUAACUAUCAUUUUCACAAACUAUCAGUCAAAAUAGAAACCCCAAAAGACUUUGAUAUCUUCUUUGAGAAGUUUCUGGCUGGCAAAGUGUUUUGCAGUUCAUGGCUAGACCAUGUUGAAGGUUGGUGCACUCAUAAGGAUGAUUUCAAUAUUCUCUUCCUGUCUUACGAAGAAAUGAAAAAGGAUCUGAGAAGUUCUGUACUGAAAAUAUGCGACUUCCUUGGAAGAGAACUAAAUGGAAAGGAGGUAGAUGAUGUGGUGCAUAAAGCUACAUUUGAUAACAUGAAAGUGGAUUCUAGAGCAAACUACACAUUCUUGCCUCCUGAUAUCCUAGAUUUCAGCAAAGGAAACUUUCUUCGCAAAGGCACUAUUGGGGACUGGAAGAACCUCAUGACUGUUGCCCAGAGUGAAAGGUUUGACCGUGUCUUUAAGGAGAGAGUGGAAAAGCUGCCCUUCAAGUUCUGCUGGGAUAUGCAGGAGGAUCCCGACCCUAUUUUUAGCUCAGUGCGGGAAAAUUAAUGUGUGAUACACACCUUCAAAUGGUUUGAAUCAGAAAUGACCUUUCAAGAAGAAUCUUUAUAUCAUCAUGUAAUGUUUAAUUCUCAGCUCUGCAGGGAUCAUAGAACACAGCAACAUUAAAUUCUGCGUUAUUAUUAAA